Molecule: messenger RNA, 811 nt
Organism: Tigriopus californicus
Lineage: Eukaryota; Metazoa; Arthropoda; Copepoda; Harpacticoida; Harpacticidae
Exons: 4
Coding region: 48-743 (231 amino acids)
Molecular function (GO): N-acetyltransferase activity
Source: RefSeq, a predicted model, not a curated record
UAGGGCUCCCAGUUGUUGCCAAUAUUUUGUGAAAAGCGAUCCUAGCAAUGGACUUUAAAUCUGCAUUGAAUCAUUGUGAGAUUUUGAAUGGAAUUAAGUACUCAAUUCCUCAUAAUGAGCAAGACUAUCAACAGUGUGCCGACUUUUACUUCACACAUUUCUUACCACGUGAGCCCAUGGUAUUAGCCCUCGGUGGCCAAGGCCAUUCUCAAGAUUCUCGAGUUCGAGCGCAUUUCUUGGGUAUAGUGCGCAAAAAUGCAAGCAUUAUGGCAACGGAUUUAGCAACAGGUCAAUUAUUGGGGACUAGGAUCGCUGAAAUCAAAGAAAGGGAAAGAGAGGUUCAAGCAGAACCUUCCUUCAAGAUGUUUCAAGCGAUGUAUCCAGAACCUAUUGCUACUAUAUUUUAUACGUUUGCCAAAUAUCUGAAAGAUUGGGACUCCUUUGACGAAUUCAAAGACUUGGACAGAAUCUACGCUAUGUUUGCACUCGCAACUCAUCUAGAUUGGGGAGGAAAAGGCAUUGCUAAAGAACUGCUAGCUCAAUCCAUUAAGGUUGCCAAGAACUUGGGUUGCCGAGGGGCCCAAGUUGUGGCCACAAAUGAUGCAACUAUUCACAUCUUUCAAAAGCUGGGGAUGACGCUUUUGCAACAAGUGCCGUGGGAUGAAAUACAAGUCAAUGGCAAGAAACCAUUAAUCAAAGUCAACUCUGAGGCGUUGUGCAACUUUUUCUUGAAAUUUGCCUAGAGGAAGUGUCUUUCGUAAGUCUUCUCCAAUGACUGAUGCUGAAUAAACUAAGUGCAACUUCACUACCA